This is a messenger RNA of Symbiodinium sp. CCMP2456, 618 nucleotides long. NCBI's taxonomy places the organism in Eukaryota, Dinophyceae, Suessiales, Symbiodiniaceae. The record is from the annotation of a GenBank genome assembly.
AUGCUGCGGCCAGGCUAUUCCAUCAGGAAAGAUUGGGUGAAUGGGCCCAACUCCGUUUUUCGAUCAGUUUUAGGUGCCUUUCUUAAUCAGAGUUAUGAAGCGGACUACGACGCUUUCUACUUCAUGGAGAUUGAUGCCGUGCCCGUCAAGGAGUUGUGGUUGAACCAGCUGAUUGCCGAGGCUUUCUAUUACCCUCGGGCCGCCAUCCGUGGAAGUCGCUACCGAGGUGAUGGAUGGGAUGUUUUUCUUCAGCAGAUGCCCGACGACUUGAUCAUGCACAUAAAUGGCAACGCGAUUUACAACCUCCGGCAUCCUUGGCUUCGGUGGCUCUAUGAACGCCUCGAGGAGGAGAAAGAUUCGGAUAACAACACCGUUGCCUUCGAUUUGCGCAUGGCAAAUUUGACCAUGGAUGCGAAGACAGGGGCGGUCCCCGAGUAUGCAGAUGCAUACGAUGCGCUCGUACCUGCCGGGGAAGACCCGUAUGCGUCCGACUCCACAUUGAUCGGAAACUAUGCCAACACACUGCUCAACGAGAGCUACGAGCUGGGCGUUUAUGUGCGGCACGGGCAGCUCGACAAAAAGGGCUGCAACAUUCUUGGUGCCAGGAUUUCAGCAUGA